Trichomycterus rosablanca is the source of this 1473-nucleotide messenger RNA. It is a transcript of the gene ccdc83, whose product is annotated as coiled-coil domain containing 83. The record is from RefSeq and is a predicted model, not a curated record. The transcript is spliced from 10 exons. The coding region runs from base 244 to 1407 and encodes 387 amino acids. Lineage: Eukaryota; Metazoa; Chordata; Actinopteri; Siluriformes; Trichomycteridae.
UACCAACAACACCGAGCAGCGGUCAACAAAUCAACAAAUUCAUUUAAAACACAGUUUACGACCAUUAUAAUCUAUAUUUUAUUAUUACUUGCACUGAAGUGUGACAUUAUAAGCUAAACAACUGGUUGUUUUAGACAGCUAACUUAGAAAUAGCUGAGAAAAGUGUACAGUAUAGUUAUCACUAGUUAAGACUGAGUUGACAUGUAGCAUUAGCAUUAGCCAUUCACACCUUAUUUAGUUAAAAUGGGAAGGAAAAGCUGUGGACAGAAAGCUUCACUGGCUGAGAACUUCAUGCAAUUCCAAAUUCAAGUAAAAAGAAAAGAAAUUGAAGAAUUAACGGAUGAAAUAGAACAGCUGGAGACCAAGAACCAAAAACUCAUUGACAUGAGAGAUCAGCUAAGAGAGAAGCGGUUUGGUCACAUCCAUAUGAUGCACAGGCAAGUGAAAGAUGAGGCGAAGAAGCUGGAGCAGAAAGCGGUUGCGAACAAAGAGCAAGUGAAAGAAGCUCUGCAGCAAAAUCUAGACCUUGCACAAACCCAGGAGAAAGAGGUAGCAGAGUUGCGCAGGCAGCUGACUGAUGUGCAGAUGCAGGUUGCGCAGCUGCAGGCGCAAAGGGAAGCAUGCACAGAUAAUAAUGCGCAUGAACAGCAGAUCCAGAAUCUGCAGUCAGAACUUGCCGCUAUGGAGAAGGACUUUCAGGAUAUGACAGAGCUUUUUAAGCAUUCUAUGGAUGCAGCCUUGAAUAAAAUCGAGGACAAAACAUCCCAGCUGAUUGAUGAGGAGAAGCAACUUGCUAUAGAGAGGGUGAUUAAUCUGAUUGACAAACCCACUCACCAGGCGCUCACAGAGAACGAAUGGCUUAAGAGAAAGCUUUCACUUUAUCGGGAGGAGGUUUCAGCACUGGAUGCAGCCAUAAGUAGUUUAGAGGAGGAAAACCUGGAGCACCUGAGAAAACUGUUCGAGAAUCAUCUCAAUGAUCUGCAGAUCUCAAGGAAUGUGUUCCUCACUCAGCCUGCAGGUCUGGUGCAGCAGCCUGUGCAGAAUCUCAGCAUCACAGAUACAGCAGAUUUUGGGGUCGAGUCGACAGCGGAAGCUGGGAGGGCCCCACAGCAGAAGCAGCAGUCUGGAGUGUUGGAGCAAGAUGAAACGGAUGCCAGCUGCAGGCCCUCUUCCUUUUCAUCUCACGAUCUCAGCAUGCUCCUAUAUACCAGCCCAAGUGAAAUCAGGGCGAGUUGGGAACCGCUGCAAACAGGGCCGCUGGCACAGAAGUUGAUGAUUGUUGUUGGCCAGGCCAUGACCUUGUACCCAUUGCCCACCGACUCAAAGGAUUUGGGUAUGCCACUACAUCGUGGAUUCUUCCAGACACAAAACCAGCCUACGGCAACAGACAUCAACAGGUUUCACUAAACACAGAACUAACUUAUAGACAUUCUAAGUGAUUACAAUGUUAAAAAUAAAAACUUUAAAUUUUUA